Molecule: messenger RNA, 1429 nt
Organism: Engraulis encrasicolus (European anchovy)
Lineage: Eukaryota; Metazoa; Chordata; Actinopteri; Clupeiformes; Engraulidae
Gene: dgcr6
Product: DiGeorge syndrome critical region gene 6
Exons: 5
Coding region: 240-833 (197 amino acids)
Source: RefSeq, a predicted model, not a curated record
UUAACGGUGAAGGAAAACAAUAAGGGAAAGGAACAGGCAUCUGAGUUAAAUGUUUGAGAAACCCACUGAAUGGAAUAAAUACUUAAAUAGUCUACAUACAUUUUACAUGACGCAGUCUUUGAUGACCUUAGCUGUUUUUUUAUCCGUUUUAUGGACACCAUUUCUGUUAGCUAGCUGUUGCGUAAAAUAGUCGUGUUAGCAAGCAAGGGGGUCAUUGUGUUUAGUUUUCAUUUGCCGAUAUGGACACAUACAUCAAUGUCUCUGACCAGUUCGUUGAUUCCACGAAACAACAGGAGCGCCAUUAUUACUUGCUGUCCGAGCUCCAGACGCUUGUCAAGGGCCUUCCGAGCUCCUUCCAGCAACGCCUGUCCUACACCACUCUUGGUGACUUGGCCUUGGCUCUCAUCGACGGCACCGUGUAUGAAAUCGUCCAGGGUCUGCUUGACAUCCAGCACCUGACAGAGAAGAACCUCUUCAAUCAGAGACAGAAGCUGCACACCGAACACAGAAUACUGAAGCAGGAUUUAUUGCGGAAGCACAAGCAGGAGUUGCUGGUCUGCAAGUCUCAUAACCUGGUGCUCCUGAAGUCAACUCAGCGGACAGAGACGGAGGCUCUUGAACAUCGUGUGCGUGAGGAGCAGAGGAUGAUGGAUGAAAAGAUCAUUGCUGAGAUCGACCAGAAGGUUCUGGACCAGCAGAACACGCUGGAGAAGGCCGGAGUGCCCGGCUUCUAUAUCACCAAUAACCCACAGGAAGUGGUCAUUCAGAUGAACCUGCUGGAGUUGAUCCUCAAGCUUCAACAGAAAGAGACGCAGUCUGGAACUCUUCCCUGAGACCUUGGACUCAGACCGAGAGGGACCGUGUCCAUAGUGGAUCUACUGCACAUGAUUCACUCAGGAGCAUGAUGGCCCAUUUCUGAAGGCCCACCUGACUGAAUGAAAAGUUUCAUUUUGGACUGACACUUACAGUUGCCAGCAGAAAUGGCACCAGUGUAACGUAACAUUUCAAAUGGGCUGUUGGCUACUUUCAGGAUAAAAAGAAGUUGUCAAGACUGAGGGUGGCAUCUGCUGGGCUCUUUGAGGGAGGUUGAAGAGGAGAGCAUGUCCAGCAGUGAGUGUGCAGAGUCAAGGCAGCAGACUAGUCAGUUUCUGCUGGUACACGUGCGUUCCUGUCACUGGCCUCUGCGUUUGCUACCCUGCAAGGGAAUGGUGAACUGAUAAAGCAUAGUAAUGCUCUGCAUUAAGACUUUCACUUGCCUUAAAAACAGCUUUUUUGUUUUGCUUGGAGAUAAGUACAGAGUUCAAGCUUAAUGGAUAUUUUUGUUGAUGCCGAGAAGACCAGUUUUGUCAGUAAAGCUGUGUGGUCAUGGCUCAUGUAAUAUGAUCAUCACAUGCAGCCCUGAACCCAAUAAACAUGGAAACAGAACACA